Messenger RNA from Zingiber officinale, 2299 nucleotides. Its product is annotated as AT-rich interactive domain-containing protein 5-like. Gene Ontology annotation, biological process: regulation of transcription by RNA polymerase II. The coding region runs from base 514 to 1938 and encodes 474 amino acids. The record is from RefSeq and is a predicted model, not a curated record. The transcript has 13 exons. NCBI's taxonomy places the organism in Eukaryota, Viridiplantae, Streptophyta, Magnoliopsida, Zingiberales, Zingiberaceae. Gene Ontology annotation, cellular component: nucleus. Gene Ontology annotation, molecular function: DNA binding.
AUUCUUUGUUCCUUGAAUAGAGUCUAGGGUUUACAAAAGGGGCAAAUCGGAAGGAUCGCGGUGCUCGAAUUUUUUUCAGCCAUUUGGCAAAGUCGCAACGUUUCUAUCAAAUCCGGUCGUUAGGGCGUGCGGCAUCUCGACCAAGCUAAGUUAUUAAUUUCCUUCCUUGAAGAAAUUUACUGCUAUCAGGAACUCCGAUUUCUCCUGCUCGCGGUCAAGUUUUGAUUUCCAGUUUGAACCUACGCGAACUCAAAGCCCUAGGUUUUUUGGGGGAAUGGUGGUUGAAUGUUAUGUGGGAGAAGAGCGUAAAUAUUGGUUUUUGAUGGAUAGAUCUUUAUUUUGGAGUUGGGAUUUGAGCGAAAUUGGAAGCUUUUAUUCUCAGUAAUUGCUGUCGCUAAAGAUCACCAUUGUUGAACCUGAACCUGGAUUUUUAAUCUAGUGCUGUAAUAUUUGACCAAAGCCACGGUCAAGAAUACCUACUCUCUCUUUCUCUCUUUUUAAUUUGUUGAGUCAAUGGACGAAAUAAAGGAUACAAGUGGCUCUGUAGCAAGUACUGAACCAGAGAAGGACAUGCUAGAGAUUACUGAAGAUGAGCAUGUUAAUGAGGAGACCGCAGAUGUGGAACUCACACCUCUAAUUGAUAAUAACCCUUUAGUUGAGAAUAACUCUGUGAUUCAAGCAGAAAACUUCACUAAACUGCAUGAGGAGCCUGUUUCGGUUGAACAUACUGCCAGAAGCGAUGAGGCACCGCAAGGUGAUCCUGCUUCGAAGACUGAUGUCGUGGAUGCCUCUCAUCAGGUUGCUAUUGGUGAUGCAAUGACAGAAGAGAAGAUUAAGGAAGAGAAUGUGCAGCUUGAGAAUGGGCAGUCGCUUGUCGCAAUGGAUGAGAAGGAAGAUGACUCUAAAGUGAAUCAAGUUACUGAGGCCACUGUAAAGCAGGAAAAGGGGAAGGAAGAUGAUGAAGAAGGUGCAGAGGGUUAUAUCCAGUCUUCUGAGUUUGACUCUUUUUUGGAUGGUGAAGAUUCUGGGACAGAGGAUCAGCAAUCAGCUUUUAUGAAAGAGAUUGAGAACUUCUACAAAGAGAGGAGCUUGGAGUUUAAGGCACCUAAAUUUUAUGGCGAAGGUUUGAACUGCCUAAAGUUAUGGAGGCAAGUGACGAGAUUGGGUGGCUAUGACAAGGUGACAUCAUGCAAACUUUGGCGACAAGUGGGAGAAUCAUUCAAGCCUCCAAAGACGUGUACUACUGUGUCGUGGACUUUCAGGAUUUUCUAUGAGAAGGCACUUCUCGAAUACGAAAAGCAUAAAAUUCAGACUGGAGAGCUCCAAGUGCCCAUUUCUUCAGUUCCAGAGCCUAUUAUUUCUGAGCAGCAGAUUGGUGGAAACCAAUCAUCUGGUUCAGGCAGAGCUAGAAGGGAUGCUGCAGCGCGUGCUAUGCAGGGUUGGCACUCUCAGCGCUUGCUUGGUAACGGAGAAGUUGGAGACCCAAUUAUUAAGGAUAAGAGUUCAUUUCAGUUACCAAAACGCGAUAAGCAUCUUAAAGGCUUAGGUGGAAUGAAGAGAAAGAAAACACCGGGCCUCGAACAUUCAGUCAAAUUUGCACGUACUAAAGACAUUAAACCACAAACUGAUUCCAUGGUUUUUGAUGUUGGGACUCCUGCUGAUUGGGUGAAGAUCAAUGUUCAACGAACGAAAGAUUGUUUCGAAGUUUAUGCUUUAGUUCCCGGGCUUUUGCGCGAAGAGGUGCAUGUGCAAUCGGAUCCUGCUGGACGUUUGGUUGUUUCCGGUGAGCCAGAACAACCCGAUAAUCCCUGGGGUGUUACUCCUUUCAAGAAGGUUAUCACCUUACCUUCACGCAUCGAUCCACACAAGACGUCAGCGGUCGUAACCCUUCAUGGCCAACUGUUUGUUCGUGCCCCGUUCGAGAAUUCAGACAUUUAGAGCUGUCCUACUAAGGUGACAAGAACACAUUGUUGUUGCGGUCUGUGAAAGCUGAUCGAUCGGAAGCUUAUCCUUGAAAGCUUCACUGCAAGUCCUGCUUCCUGACCAUCUGAUCCUGAUUAGGUAUUUAGUUGGAAUCCAUUAGGAUGAUUGAUGUAGGUUAACAAUAAUUGUAGCAGUUUACCUAUGCCCAUUUGUAAAUGAAGAUGGAUUAUUUAAUCGACUUCUUUAAACUUAUGGACACGGUAUAUUUUAGCUAAUAAACACAUUAAGACUUUUAGCAGGCCAUGUGUCAACUCUAAUGUAUAAUUGUAAUCGUACUAUGAGACUUUUUUUUGUAGAUUGGAGAAGUAUUUGCAAA